AAAAGGAACGGCUGGAGGACGAGGAGUUUGCUGAUAUAGUUCGGAAGGCCAAGAAGAAAGAACUUCGAAGGCAGCGACGCGAGAUUCGCAAUAAUCUACAACGUUUGGAGGAUGCGCAAUCAUCUAUUGCAGUGAGCGCUACUGCGAUCUGGGCAGAUCCAGAUCCAGAUGUUGAGAUGCAAGGGUCAUCGCCUCGACAAUACCCACCAGUGGACCAUGACGCAGCCUUACCUGACUUUCACGAGGCCGAUUUUGCUCCCAACGAGCCCGAUCCUGGUUCCAAUGAGCCUGAUCCUGGUCCCAACAAGCCCAAUCCUGAGCUCGAUGAUAUUAAAGUCGAGUAUCAUCCUCACAGCCAAAUUUCUUCCACUGUACACCACUUCUCUGAGUUCACCCGCAGCCGCAUGACAGAACAUACUGUGCCUCGUAACAAUACACCUUGGGAACCCUUCCGCACGCGGCUAGACUUCGAAAUAGCAGAGAUUGCACUUGAAGCUGCGAUGACGAAGGAUCAAACCAAUCGCCUUCUGGAUCUCGUGCACCGAUCUGCUAGCGGCAAUGAUAAGUUCACGCUGCAAAAUCACGAUGAGGUUCGCUCCCUAUGGAACCUUGCUUCGCAACGUUAUACCAGAUUUCAGAAUGAUACAGUGUCUGUUCCAUUUGACAGUGAGGUGCACGAAUUCGAGAUGCAUUACCGCCCUCUCUGGGAUUGGGGACUCGAUUUAUUGCGAGACAAAUAUCUCGCGCCUCAUUUCGUAUUCGAUGCUCAACGUCUCUCGAAAUUCGACGGAGAGAGGUUUGUACGUUUCAUUGACGAACCAUGGACUGCUGAUGCAUUUUGGAAUGCACAAUCCCAGCUUCCCUCAGAUGCGAAACCACUGGCAUACAUUCUUUAUGCCGACAAGAGUAAACUAUCGUCAUUCGGGACCCAAAAGGGCUACCCAAUUAUUGCGCGUAUUGCCAACCUACCUGUUCACAUUCGCAACAACAAUACUGCCUUGGGAGGUGGUCGCGUCGUCGGUUGGCUGCCCAUUAUUGUCGAGAAUCAGGAACAUGCGAAAAAGAAGAACUACGUCGACUUCAAAAAUGCUGUCUGGCACACGUCAUUUUACCAGCUUCUUGCCUCAGUUGCGCAGCACUCGAAUACGGGUUAUUGGUUUGAGUGUGGAGAUGGAAUCCAACGUCGUCUCUGGCCUGUUAUUUUGAUCUUAAGCGCUGAUUAUGAAGAACAAUGUAUCAUGGCGUUGAUCCGUGGACUUAAGGGAAAAUUCCCGUGUCCAGUUUGCUUGGUUCCGCAAGACGAGCAGUCCGUUCUUGCUACCCACGAGUUUCGCACACGCCACCAAUCUGAAGAUGUACUUCGCACUGCAAGAUUGAAGCCUUCUGAGAAGGAAAAAGAGGCUCAUCUCAAGGCUUUCUCGCUCCGAAAUGUUGAGAAUGUCUUUUCGAGAGUUCGUCACGUCGACGUUCAUCGUGCACUUUCUUUCGACCGCCUUCACACAAAUGAGGAAGGGUUAUGGGGCGAUCAUUUGUGGAAGGAAGUUAAGUUUUGGAUUUCAGACCUCGGGCGCGAUGCAGCUGUCAAACUCGACAAAAAUUUUGAUGGACUUCCGCGAUGGCCUGAUUUAACACAUUUUUCGUCUGUCGUCGCAGUGGAUUUCACUGAUGGUACUGUUCUCGGGGAUCUGUCAAAGAUGAUUGUCUUUGCCGCACAGGAUAUAUUUACUUCGUCCCGCUGUAAACUGGGACACUUACUCCUUCGCUGCAUUCGCCACUACAUCGAGUUUGAUAUCUAUGCCUCGUUAGAAGUGCAUACAGAGCAUACAAUCGCAGCUGGGAGGUUGGCAGUGCAAAAGUUCUCAGAGAUAAUGGCCGAAUAUAUUGCCCAAUCACAGCCUGAAACCCUCAAAAAUUGGAACUUUCCAAAGAAACAUUUGGUCUCUCACAUAUUCGACGAUAUCAUAUCGAAAGGUGCGACACGUAACUACAGUACCAAACCAAAUGAAAAAAUGCACGGCUCGUUGCGAAAAAUAAUCUUCAACGUACAAAUUUCAAGAACGUCGCUUCUCAGGUUUAUUCUGCACUAUGAUGAAUGGCUUCUGACCUCAACAUCUAUGCGCACUGAACUCGAUGAACUUGACGAGUACUACAAACGAAACACUUGCGACCCGGAGACUCAUGAAGCGCUGGACUUGGAUGACACUGGGGAACCCGAAUCUACUACUAUCCAUGCUCAUUUAGGUUCGAGGCAAGGCAACCACUCGUUUUCCGAUAUCAUGCUCUCGCACGGAACUGACAGGGCCUUCACCAACUUUCGGAUGAAGCUAAAUGGCUUCUUAAAUGGCUUUCUACCACAGCACAAUAUUCCAUUGCCGGAUGGAAAGUGUAUUCACCUGCGCACAGAAGAUAUGAUAACAGUGUUUCAUUUCUUGCGUGUCAACUACGAAUCAAUAGUCGACUGGCGCCUGCACCGAGAUUUACUUCGGUGCAACCCGAAGUUCUAUGGAUUGCCAAGGUAUGACUGCGUCAUCGUGAAGACUGCCGACAAACCAUUUUUCGCUCGCCUCGUGUACAUGUUCAGCUGCUUGAUUGGCAACACUGAUUUCCCUCUCGCGCUGAUUCAUCCUUAUGAUGUUGGUAUCGCCAGUAGUCGUCGAAGGCGAGAUAAUGACAUGGGACUGUGGCGUGUGCGAGCCAAACCUCGCAUAUCCUCUGAAAUCAUCUCUGUCCAAUCGAUCAUUCGGGGUGCUGCUCUCGCAAAUGAUCCGGAAACAGACGGAGAUUACUUUGUAAUUCACACUGUAGAUACUGACAUGUUUCUUCGAGUCAAGGCUCUACAAGAUCAACCAAGCACUUGAUCCACUACCGCUUUAAUACUGGCUUGAGAGCCGCAAAUUUGCUCCUGUAAGUAAGCCAGGUCCUGCCACAUCCCUUUGAGAGCGACACUUCACACUGUCCCAUAUGCCCA
Suillus plorans is the source of this 2968-nucleotide messenger RNA. RefSeq lists its product as uncharacterized. The transcript has 14 exons. The record is from RefSeq and is a predicted model, not a curated record. Lineage: Eukaryota; Fungi; Basidiomycota; Agaricomycetes; Boletales; Suillaceae. The coding region runs from base 177 to 2858 and encodes 893 amino acids.